Manis javanica (Malayan pangolin) is the source of this 3418-nucleotide messenger RNA. RefSeq names its product cardiotrophin like cytokine factor 1 (gene CLCF1). Gene Ontology annotation, biological process: positive regulation of B cell proliferation; positive regulation of tyrosine phosphorylation of STAT protein; cell surface receptor signaling pathway via JAK-STAT. The record is from RefSeq and is a predicted model, not a curated record. Gene Ontology annotation, cellular component: extracellular region; CNTFR-CLCF1 complex; CRLF-CLCF1 complex. Gene Ontology annotation, molecular function: cytokine activity. NCBI's taxonomy places the organism in Eukaryota, Metazoa, Chordata, Mammalia, Pholidota, Manidae.
GCCGAGCUCGGAGCCCGGGAAGGGAGCGACCGGGCGGGAGCGGGCCGGGGGCGGGGCCGGGGGCGCCGGGGCCACACAGGGGGAAGGCGCCGCAGGGAGGGGGUCGGGAGCGACAGGUCGCCGCAGAGUGGGGAGGGCCAGCCGGCGGCCGUCGCCGCACAGUCCUCGGGCCCAACCCCUCGGGGUACACCCCAAGUCCCCCGGGCCCCGCCAAGUCCCCUCAGCUCUGUCCCACCUUCCUUCACAGCUACUCCACACCGCGCGCCAGAAGCCCUCCCCACAGACCCCCAAUCCCCGUGGAGCCCUUCCCGGUUUCCUCCUGCGCCUGGCCUGCCCUUCCCGUUUAGGGUGGAGUGGGCUGCCAGGAGGGGAGGGGAGGCCAGAGGUCCCGCAUGGCAGGAGCAGGCCCAGCCUCCGAGCCAGACUGGGGUGGAAGCACUGGACACAUUCCCCUGUCAGGCUCUCUCUUAUCCUGACCCAGAUGGGCUGACAUCUCUGUGCUUUCAUGGCCCCCAAAAGCCCCCUUCCUGCCCUGGAUCACACACAGGGACACGUUCCCCGACAGACCAGACCCACUUUCCAAGGCUCAGACACCCUUGCCGCCCUGGAGCCACACACUCAACCAGGGGAGGAAACAGGCGCCAGACAGAGAUGGCAGCAGCUGUGUCAUGGCUCCCUCGCCCACCGCACAAAGAGCCCUGCACUCCUGUCCGGUCACACUUCUGCACACCAGCCCCUCACCCCAGCUACUCUGUUAGUGACACUUCACAUUCCUCCCACAAUCCCACCUGCCUGUUCACACCCUGGCUCCUGCAGGCACCUUUCUUGCUCCUCCCAUACCUUCUGGGUAACAACACCCUUUCAAACUCUCCCACAUACUUGUCCUGACUCCUUCACUGCAGCCCCCUGCCUGGCUCUCAGCAGACUGCCCAGCGCCCUGGCUUCACAGUCCAGAGUCCAGAACCCUCUCACUCCAGCAAAAGCCCGACACCUGUGAUUCUACUGACUUCCCAAGGCAGGGCAGCUCGCCCACCUGUCUGUUUCUUUCCCUGGGCCUUGGUUUCUUCUGGAAGAGAAGGGCAGGGAGGGGGCUGCAAAAGAGACCCAGAUGGGCCGGAGUGGAGAUGGAGCCCCACAGGGUUGUGCAGAGGGUUGUGCAGAGGGACGUUAGUGGGAACAGUGAGCCCCUCACGUGAGCCCAGGCACCUGGUCGUUGGCAAAGCUAGGACUCCUGACUUCUGGGUCUACGUGUACCCACUCACUAAUCACUUCUUAGCAGCCUGGGGAAGAGGGAACUAAAGAGAGAACGGAAGGGAGAGAGGAAGAGGGGGGAGGGCAGCCAGCCCAGAGGACAAGAAAAAAGGGCUGUUUCUUGUGGACCCUUCCCUGGGAAGGCAGGUCCCUGAGAGCUGUUUCCUACACUCUAAAUACCAGGAUCUCUCACCACAGUGGAGGCAGCACCCCCAAAAUUGCUUCCCUCCCCCAGUUCCCCUCAACAGACCCUACAACAGUCACCAGGAUGCUGGUCCUGGUCUAGCCUGAGGGCCGGGCCUUUGCUUCUGGUGCCUGAUCAGCUCAACACCUGCGGAGCUCUGGGACGCCCCCUGAUGGCCCUGACAACCACGUCUUCCGCUGAUUGUCUCUUAGCCACCAAGCCCCUGUGCAGUCUCCUGGCUGACUCAUCCUGACCACCCUGACCACCCUGACACUUCUGCACCUCUGAGUCCCCCACUCACUGAGUGAGGUCGGCCUGGGGAUACAGGCCAGGACUGAGGGGCAGCUGGUGGAAGAUACGUGAACGUGGGGGACUCGUGGGGGAUGCUAGCGUGCCUGUGCACUGUGCUCUGGCACCUCCCUGCAGUGCCAGCCCUCAACCGCACAGGGGACCCAGGGCCUGGCCCCUCCAUCCAGAAAACCUAUGACCUCACCCGCUACCUGGAACACCAACUCCGCAGCUUGGCUGGGACCUACCUGAACUACCUGGGCCCCCCUUUCAAUGAGCCUGACUUCAAUCCACCUCGGCUGGGGGCAGAGACUCUGCCCAGGGCCACUGUCAACUUGGAUGUGUGGCGAAGCCUCAAUGACAAACUGCGGCUGACCCAGAACUACGAGGCUUAUAGCCACCUUCUGUGCUAUUUGCGUGGCCUUAACCGCCAGGCCGCCACAGCCGAGCUGCGCCGCAGCCUGGCCCACUUCUGCACCAGCCUUCAGGGCCUGCUGGGCAGCAUUGCAGGUGUCAUGGCAGCUCUGGGCUACCCGCUGCCCCAGCCUCUGCCUGGGACUGAGCCCACCUGGGCCCCUGGCCCUGCCCACAGCGACUUCCUCCAGAAGAUGGAUGACUUCUGGCUACUGAAGGAGCUGCAGACCUGGCUGUGGCGCUCAGCCAAAGACUUCAACCGGCUCAAGAAGAAGAUGCAGCCUCGGGCAGCUGCAGUCACCCUGCACCUGAAGGCCCACGGCUUCUGAUCUCUAACCCUUACCACCUCUUUUCUCUUCUCCCUCUUUAAACUCUGUUCUGGAUCUGGGAAGGAGAAACCUGUAUGCCAACACUUGUUGAGCCAGGAGACAGAAGCCAUGAGCCUCUGGCUCUUCCUGGACUUGGAGGAGGGUAGGAUGCAAUAAGGCCCGUCCCCUCCCAGCUUCCCAAAGUCCUGCAGGUCUGAGGAAGAGGUGCAAUAGGCCCCAUCCCAUUUCCACGGGAAGUAAUGCUCAAGGGAGCCUGAAGUGGUUCAAGUUGGUGCAGAGGCUUUCACAGCUUCCUGCCUCCUGCCCACUACUUUGCCAGUGCCCACCCAGCCCCUCAAGGGGCACUUACAGGAAGCAUGCCUAUAGGGUAGGGAGGGAGCCACCACAGCCUGUGCCUUUCUGGGGUGAAGCCCUUUGGCUGUCCUACUCUCCUUAGAUGGGUAUUGCUCCCCUACCCCCAAAUAACGCAAUACAUCCAAUUCAGGAAACAAACAUGGUGGCAAGUCCAAACAGGAAGAAAUGGGGUUAAAAAUGCAAGAGGUAGGGUCUGCCUUGGAGGUUCUACAGAAAGCAGAGGGACAGGGAGAGACUGGACCUAGGGGUCAUCAAGACAGACAGUGGCACAGGGUGCUAACCAAAAGGACCAACUUCAUAUUUUCUUGCUAACAUCACAGUGCCUCCUCUCUGCCCUCUUUCCCAGGGUAUCUGUGGGUUGCCCAGGCUGGGGAGGGCAACCAUAGCCACAGCCACAGGAGUUCCUGAAAGUUUACAUUGCAGUAGCAUUUCAGGGUGUAGGGGGCAGCUCCCCCAGGCCCUGCCCCCCAGCACCACCCACUCAUGACUCUUAAGUUUGUUGUAUUAAUAUUUAUUUAUUUGGAGAUAUUAUUUAUUAGAUGAUAUUUAUUGCAGAAUUUCUAUUCUUAUAUUAACAAAUAAAAUGCUUGCCCCAAAA